This is a messenger RNA of Haliotis rufescens (red abalone), 2259 nucleotides long. Its product is annotated as actin-related protein 8-like. Gene Ontology annotation, biological process: regulation of DNA-templated transcription; double-strand break repair. The record is from RefSeq and is a predicted model, not a curated record. The transcript is spliced from 12 exons. Gene Ontology annotation, cellular component: Ino80 complex. NCBI's taxonomy places the organism in Eukaryota, Metazoa, Mollusca, Gastropoda, Lepetellida, Haliotidae. Bases 93 to 1892 code for a protein of 599 amino acids.
GCGUUGUCCCCCUUAGUAAACACUGACAAUCGUGACGUAGAACUCAAGCACAUGUAUUCACUGUUGGAAGUUGGUUGAACAGCUCAAGAAGAAUGCCUCCUACUUCAGCCAAGAAGCCUUUUGCUCAACCAAUACCUGACCCAAUAAUCGAGCCAAUUCAGCCUGCUACAGUGGUAAUUAUUCACCCUGGCUCCUACAACCUGCGACUUGGCCGUGCAUCUGACCCGUACCCAAUCACGGUGCCUCACUGUGUUGCUCGCAGGAAGAAGGUACAGGUUCCCAGAGUUCCAGAGUCCUGGUUGUUGCGCCCAGAAUGUAAUCAUCCAGAAGCUAACCAUCUGAUGAAAACCGGUUUGAAAAAUGCUGAGGAGGCUCUUCUCACCAAACCCAACUCAAUGGGUGGUUACAGACAAACUACUUCAAACAGACAGCAUUUUGCAUAUAACCAGUCAUCAAAUGGAGAAAGAACUGAUGUGAUUUGUCCUUUGAAAUGGACACAGACAGACAAGAAACCUGCCUGUAUCAUUGGAGAAGAGGCUUUGUAUGUGCAUCCAUCAGACAACUACACCCUGCACUGGCCGAUGCGGUGUGGGCGCCUAAACCUCCACGGGGGACCAUGUGGAUCUCUAACAUCAGUCAUGGCUGACCUUGAGGUCAUCUGGAGCAAGGCAUUGGAAACAUAUCUCAACAUACCAAUCAGGGAUCUUAAGCACUACAAGGCCAUCAUGCUGAUCCCCGAUGUGUACACGCACAAGCAUGUCAAGGCCCUCAUGAACCUGCUCCUCGACACCCUCGGCUUCGGUGCAGCCUUCAUUCAUCAGGAGUCUGUGUGUGCGACGUACGGGACGGGGGUGCCGUGUGCUUGUGUUGUUGAUGUUGGGGACCAGAAGACCAGCAUAUCAUGUGUGGAAGAUGGUAUUUCACACAAACCUACCAGACUGACGAUGGAGUAUGGUGGUUCGGAUGUGACUCGGUGUUUCCGCUGGAUGCUGCGCAAGAGUGGUGUGUCGCUGCCGGAGGUGGAUCUGUCCAUGCCCACUGACAUCCUGCUCAUGCAGGAGCUGAAGGAGUCGUUCUGCCACAUGGAUGUUGAUAGAUCCGGAAUUGUCAACCAGUUUCUACAGGUCCGGCAGCCCCAGAAGCCGAUCAUCAAGUACAACCUGCGUCUGGCGGAUGAGCUGAUCCUGUCUCCUCUCGGGAUGCUCUACCCCGACAUGUUCGCUGUGCAGGGCCAGCAGCUGGUCCGGGUCCAGUCCCGGUUUGAUGGCGACGCCGUCGACCCCCAUGAUGAGAGCUACCUCCGACAGACACAGCGGGCCCAAAGAGACCUAGCCAAGAUGGGUUCAAAGAAGGAGAACCAGGAGUCUCGGGACGUGACGGAGAGCAGUCAGCUGGAGGACACUCAGCUCAGUCACUCCCAGAUGGACGACGACUCGAACGAUGCUCCAGAGACGUUGGCGCUGACGGAAACCAAGACUGGACGACGCCAUGAGUUGGAGGAGGAAGAAGAGGAGGACACGGAACCUGUGGCUCAGCUGAUGGGGGUUGACGAGGCUAUACUACACUGUAUAGAGCAGUGCGGAAGUGAGGAUCUAAAGCGCAAGAUGUACAGCUGUAUAGUGGUGGUGGGCGGUGGGUUGGCGCUGUUCGAGGGGGCACAGUCUUGGAUCCAGCACCGGGUGUGGCUGCAGAUGCCCAACCAUCAGCGCCUUAUGAUGGAGAAUAUGGACGUUCUCACACGCCCAAAGGACAACGACCCCCGUGUGGCCUGUUGGAAGGGGGCUGCAGUGAUGGCAUGUCUGGACACGACUCAGGAACUCUGGAUUCGGCCCAAGGAGUGGCAGCAGUACAGCUGCAGGCUGCUUCGGGAACGUGCACCUUUCAUUUGGUGAUCUCAUCUGGCUGCAUUAGUGUUCAAGGAACAUACAACUUUAACAAGUACUGGUCUACUGUACAGAAGGGUCCCUGAUUAAUGGAGAGCCUUGUUGGAGUUCCGUUCUCCUGUAUAUCAUGCUUGUCAUUGGAGCCAAUCACUGGGGAAUGAGUGGUUCCAAUGUGAGACAAUCAAGCGUUAUCAUACCCAGAAAGUAUGUAGCCAUUGUUCACUCCAUCAACAAUUGGUUUGAUUAUUUCCUGGCUUGUGAAGAGCUGUAAUGUUGCCAUGACUUAAUGAGGACUGCCCCUGAUGUGGUGGAUAGAACGUCUGACCAGGAGGUCAGUGGUUUGAGGGGGCACGGGUGGCCCAGUCGUCUAAGGCGC